CCAAUGGCAAUCAUUUUGUGUUCCCGGAACUCGGCGUGUAAAGGUGCUUAUUUGAGAUAAAACUCCUUUAAUCACGACAAUGCAAUAUUCAUAAAAAUCUGACAUUGACGUAAAAUGUUUACAACAAUUUUAUCAACUAUUCGGCUGUCUUAAAAUGCGCAUUGCUCCUCUCAUUAUAACACUAAAUACGAUUUAAAAGUUAAUCUAGACUUUUUUUCUAAGGCCUCCCUUUUUAUCCUCGUUCACUAAUACCAUUGGCUGCGGCAAACGUCAAUCAAAACUUUAGACCAAUCGCCUUUCAGGGAGUGUAAAUCCGAAAAUACUUGACUUUGCCGGAAAUCAAAGAAGAGUGCUUGAUUUUAGAAGGAAUGAGGAGCAAAGCUAACUACACGAAGAGGACUUAAAGACAGUUUAAAGAAGUAGGAAGGAAACGAACCAAGCAUGCUGGUAAUGAAGACCGCUGUGUCCUUCCUGAUAGCUGCCUAUGUGUCCACGCCGGUCCUGCUCUAUGCGCUCCCUUGGACUUUGGGAUACGCCAUAUUUGCUCACUUGUUGAGAAUUCCGUUGUUUGUGGAUCUGGGCCGGCCUGAAAACAUACUGAACCACACCAGCAACUUCUACCUCCACACCGAGGAUGGCAUCACGGUGGGCGUAUGGCAUACGCUCCCUGCCAGCCAAUGGGGCGAGGCCGCAGGGAAAAGCCCCGAAUGGUACCAAGAAGCUCUUGGAGACGGAAGCCCUGUUAUUGUCUAUCUCCAUGGCAACGUGGGAAACAGGGCCAAAGGUCACAGGGUGCAGCUGGUGAAGAUUUUAAGCCGAGGCGGUUUCCAUGUCCUGUCUUUGGACUACAGAGGCUUUGGCGACUCCACUGGGGUGCCCACUGAAAACGGUGUGACCACAGAUGCCCUCUACCUGUACAAGUGGGUGAAGCGGCACAGCAGGAGGUCUCCGGUGUACUUGUGGGGACACUCUCUGGGAUCAGGGGUUGCCAGCAACACUGCAGUCAAGCUGCAAGAAGAAGGGUCCACUCUGGAUGCCUUGAUCCUGGAGGCUGCUUUCACAAAAAUAGGAGAGGUUGUCACAGUCUUUCCGCUGUCCAAGCUCUACAUGUUCCUUCCGGGCUUUGAAGACUUUCUGUGGGACACUUUGGAAACCAACAACCUGCUGUUUGCUAACGACGACAAUGUGAAGGCUCUGACGUGUCCACUGCUCAUACUGCAUGCAGAGGACGACGACGUGGUUCCGUACCACAUGGGUCAGAAGUUGUACCAGAUAGCUGCGCGGGUGCGAAAGGAACGCCACAGCAACGUCAAGCUGCAAAUGAUCUCCUACGAAGCAAGUCUUGGAUACUCCCACUGUGACAUCCACUUAGACCCCAACCUGUCCAAGUCAGUGCGGGAUUUUCUGAACCUCCGAGGGUAAAGUGACUAUCUUAACAGCACAUCAUCAUGUAACACGUCUGUAACAUACUCACUGUCAGUGUAACAACCACAUUAGAUGCUGACUGCAACAUACUGUAGACAUUGCAGUAAAACAUGAGUGUUACUGUACCGUACCUAUGACCUGUGUGUUACAGUAACACACGUGACGCAGUAUGUUACUGUAACUCACAUAGGAGAUACUGUUCCCAUACUGGUGACGCACUGUUACUGUAGCAGUCUUGGCAUCGUAUUACUGUAAUCUAGAUGUCAGUGUAACAUACAGUACAUGUGAUUACUUUCAUUGAUAUAGUUGUAUAUGCGACAUGCACGUGACAUACUGUCUGUUACUGUAACGUUCAUAUGACAUUUGUUACUGUGACAUGCAUAUGGCAUAUAUAUAUAACACUUUUACUGGAACAGAGUGCUGCAGUAGCAUACAAAAUGUGUAUCUCUGUAACGUAUGAUAGUGUAAAAUUACAUGACAAUAUUACUGUAAGUAUGACACUGUAAUGUAACAAGUAACAAUGUUACGGUGACAUGCUGUUUUACUGUACUGUCACAUACACAGCAUGUACUGUUACUGUGACAUGCUUGGCAUAUACUGUAAUAUACGUGUGACAUGUGUUACUGUAAAAUGUAUGCCAUAUAAUGUUACAUUAAUUUACAUGUGACAUGUGUUACUGUAACAUCUAAUAUGUUAUUGUAACACAAAUGGUAUUUCCUGUUACAGUAAGGUGACAUGUGUUACUGUAACAUGUAUGCCAUAUACUGUUACAGUAACAUCUAAUAUGCUGUGUUGUUGUAACAUGAAUCGCAUUUUCUGUUAUAGUAACAUGACAUGUGUUGCUGUAAAAUAGCAUAUACUAUUUCAGUUACAUGGGAUGUGUUACUGUAACAUGUAUGCCAUAUACUGUUACUGUAACAUCUAAUGUGUUACUGUAACAUGUAUGCCAUAUACUGUUACCGUAACAUAUGUGUUACUGUAACAUGUAUGCCAUAUACUGUUACCGUAACAUAUAAUGUGUUAUUGUAACAUGAAUGGCAUUUCCUGUUGCAGUAACACAUCUCAUGUUACUGCAACAUGUAUACUAUAUACUGUUGCAGUUACAUGUUAUGUGUUACUGUAACAUACCGUAUACUGUUAUUGUAACAUGAAUGGCAUUUCCUGUUACAGUAAUGUGCCACAUGUUACUGUAACAAAUAGCAUAUACUGUUGCAGUUACAUUUGAUGUGUUACUGUAACAUGUAUACCAUAUACUGUUACGGUAACAUAUAUGUUAUUGUAACAUGAAUGGCAUUUCCUGUUACAGUAACGUGACAUGUGUUACUGUAACAUGUAUAGUGUAUACUGUUACAGUAACACAUUGUAACAAAUAGCAUAUACUGUUGCAUUUAUAUACAUGUGACACGUGUUACUGUAACAUGUAUGCCAUAUUUCCCCUCGGGGAUCAAUAAAGUAUUUCUGAUCUGAUAUACUGUUACAGUAACAUCCAUUAUGUUGUGUUAUCGUAACCUAAAUGGCAUUUCCUGUUACAGUAAUGUGACAUGUGUUACUGUUACAGUAACAUCCAUUAUGUUGUGUUAUUGUAACAUAAAUGGCAUUUCCUGUUACAGUAAUGUGCCACGUGUUACUGUAACAAAUAGCAUAUAUUGUUGCAGUUACAUUUGAUGUGUUACUGUAACAUGUAUACCAUAUACUGUUACGGUAACAUAUAAUAUGUUAUUGUAACAUGAAUGGCAUUUCCUGUUACAGUAACGUGACGUGUUACUGUAACAUGUAUAGUAUAUACUGUUACAGUAACACAUUGUAACAAAUAGCAUAUACUGUUGCAUUUAUAUACAUGUGACACGUUACUGUAACAUGUAUGCCAUAUUUCCCCUCGGGGAUCAAUAAAGUAUUUCUGAUCUGAUAUACUGUUACAGUAACAUCCAUUAUGUUGUGUUAUCGUAACCUAAAUGGCAUUUCCUGUUACAGUAAUGUGACAUGUGUUACUGUUACAGUAACAUCCAUUAUGUUGUGUUAUUGUAACAUAAAUGGCAUUUCCUGUUACAGUAAUGUGCCACGUGUUACUGUAACAAAUAGCAUAUAUUGUUGCAGUUACAUUUGAUGUGUUACUGUAACAUGUAUACCAUAUACUGUUACGGUAACAUAUAAUAUGUUAUUGUAACAUGAAUGGCAUUUCCUGUUACAGUAACGUGACGUGUUACUGUAACAUGUAUAGUAUAUACUGUUACAGUAACACAUUGUAACAAAUAGCAUAUACUGUUGCAUUUAUAUACAUGUGACACGUGUUACUGUAACAUGUAUGCCAUAUUUCCCCUCGGGGAUCAAUAAAGUAUUUCUGAUCUGAUAUACUGUUACAGUAACAUCCAUUAUGUUGUGUUAUCGUAACCUAAAUGGCAUUUCCUGUUACAGUAAUGUGACAUGUGUUACUGUUACAGUAACAUCCAUUAUGUUGUGUUAUUGUAACAUAAAUGGCAUUUCCUGUUACAGUAAUGUGCCACGUGUUACUGUAACAAAUAGCAUAUAUUGUUGCAGUUACAUUUGAUGUGUUACUGUAACAUGUAUACCAUAUACUGUUACGGUAACAUAUAUGUUAUUGUAACAUGAAUGGCAUUUCCUGUUACAGUAACGUGACGUGUUACUGUAACAUGUAUACUAUAUACUGUUACAGUAACACAUUGUAACAAAUAGCAUAUACUGUUGCAUUUAUAUACAUGUGACACGUGUUACUGUAACAUGUAUGCCAUAUUUCCCCUCGGGGAUUAAUAAAGUAUUUCUGAUCUGAUAUACUGUUACAGUAACAUCCAUUAUGUUGUGUUAUUGCAACAUAAAUGGCAUUUCCUGUUACAGUAAUGUGACAUGUGUUACUGUUGCAGUUACAUGUGAUGUGUCACUUUAACAUGUAUACCAUAUACUGUUACUGUAACAUCUAAUAUGUUAUUGUAACAUGAAUGGCAUUUCCUGUUACAGUAACGUGACAUGUGUUACUGUAACAUGUAUAGUAUAUACGUGUUACAGUAACACAUAGCAUAUACUGUUGCAUUAAUAUACAUGUGUUACUGUAACAUCCAAUAUGUUGCGUUAUUGUAACAUGAAUGGCAUUUCCUCUUACAGUAAUGUGACAUGUGUUACUGUAACGAAUAGCAUAUACUGUUGCGGUUACAUGUGAUGUGUUACUGUAACAGUAUAUGGCAUACAUGUUACAGUAAUAUCUACAGUAAUGUGCCAUGUGUUACUGUAACAAAUAGCAUAUACUGUUGCAGUUACAUGUGAUGUGUUACUGUAACAUGCAUGCCAUAUACUGUUACAGUAACAUCUAAUGUGUUAAUGUAACAUGAAUGGCAUUUCCUGUUACAGUAAUGUG
Molecule: messenger RNA, 4789 nt
Organism: Nerophis lumbriciformis (worm pipefish)
Lineage: Eukaryota; Metazoa; Chordata; Actinopteri; Syngnathiformes; Syngnathidae
Product: lysophosphatidylserine lipase ABHD12-like
Biological process (GO): phosphatidylserine catabolic process; monoacylglycerol catabolic process
Cellular component (GO): endoplasmic reticulum membrane
Molecular function (GO): phosphatidylcholine lysophospholipase A1 activity; monoacylglycerol lipase activity
Source: RefSeq, a predicted model, not a curated record